Messenger RNA from Biomphalaria glabrata, 6183 nucleotides. RefSeq names its product endoplasmic reticulum junction formation protein lunapark-B-like. The transcript has 12 exons. NCBI's taxonomy places the organism in Eukaryota, Metazoa, Mollusca, Gastropoda, Planorbidae. The record is from RefSeq and is a predicted model, not a curated record. Gene Ontology annotation, biological process: endoplasmic reticulum tubular network organization. Gene Ontology annotation, cellular component: endoplasmic reticulum tubular network. The coding region runs from base 126 to 1421 and encodes 431 amino acids.
UUAAUUAAAUUGUAAAAAGCGAAAUCUAGAGUUGGCAACACCGGUUAACCAGCAGAAAGUUCAGAUAACUGCCUCUUGUGAAAUUGAAAACACAAUAAGUAUUUCGCGAUUCGAAACAUUUCACUAUGGGACUCUUAUUUUCGAGAUUUAAGCACCCUCAGACAACUAUAGAAGUUUUGGAGCAGAUAGACAAGGACAUCUCGCGUCUGCAAAGGAAUCGUAAAGCAAAUCAAGAUAAACAGAAGAAGCUUGUGGCCACUUUCCUGAUUUAUUCUGUGAUCGUCUACAUCCUAGCAGCUGUGAUUUUCUUUUUGCUCUACUUCCCAGAGCAAUGGGCUGCAAGAUUUAUCUACUCCCUCCCUCUUUUGCUGUUUCCUUUCUUGAUUUGGGGAUUGAAAAAACUCUUGCACUGGUACUUUGUAAAAAGAAUCCACUCCAACGAUCUUGCUCUGCAAAGCUUAAGGGAAAGGAAAAAGCAAAUUUUGGAAGAUGUCAUGGAAACAGAGACUUAUAAAAAAGCUAGGGAAAUUUUAGAGAAGUUUGACCCUUCCAGAUUACGACAGCUUGAGGGAACUGUAGAAAGUCCAGCACGAGGAGGAGCUGGUCCUUCAUCUAUGGGAAUGGGAACUGGCUUACACCAAAGAAAUGUCCAAGCCUCACCAUCACAAUUGCAAGGUAACUUUAACCCCAGGAUGGCUGUGUCCACACCUCAGAGGCAGAGGCUUCCACCAGGCACCCCAAUUCCUAUGCAGAGACCUUUGCUGAGACCACAGAACAAUGUUAUAAUGAGACCCAGUGCGCCUCCUGGCCCUGGAUAUGCUGUUCCACCAGGACCUCCCAUGCCAAGGACAAUACUGUCCAGAGACAGGGGUGUAAUGGACCGUAUGAUGGACUACUUGGUUGGGGAUGGUCCUGAGAAUAGAUACGCCUUGAUCUGCCAGUACUGCCACUCCCACAAUGGCAUGGCCCUGAGAGAAGAGUUUGAAUAUUUAAGUUUUCGAUGCUGUUAUUGUUUUAGCUUGAACCCAGCCAGGAAGCAGAGACCUAUUGCUCCUCGUUUGGAAUUUUUCGCUCCACGAGGUGUGAACCAGAUGUCUGGGCGACUGUCAGGCAGUGAAGAGAGUAUCCACAACAAAGUCGUCAAAGAUGAAUCAGAGAGCAGUGAGGAAGAAGUGGAGGACGAUGGUGACAAUGAUAGCCCCAAGAUAGACAACUCUGUCCUCUCAGGAGAUAUAGAGAGGAAAGAGAGUGUAACAUCAGACAAUGGCAUUGGAGACAAAGACAAGCAGAUGCAGCCCCAGGCUGAGGAAGAACCUGCAGAAAAGGAAUCAGAAGAAUUAAAACCAGCAAAAGAAGAACCAGCUAGUGAAAACAGUGUAGGGGAGAGAAUCCAAGAGAUCCAGGAAGCUUUGACCCAAUAGUAUUUAAUAUCUACUUAGCUGCAUAUGACUGUCAAAUGGUACCAGUUGAAAGUAUGAUUAAUUUAUAAUAAUGCCAAUUUCUAUGUUCUUAAGUCUAGACAAUUUCAAAUACUAAAUGAUCUCUUUUAUAUUGAUUAAUAUUAUAAUUAUUAUAUAUCUUUUGUUUAUUUUGUUGAAGAGUGUCCAUAUUUCUAACCAAAAGUUGAUAAAAAAAAAAUUCCAUAGGUUCAGUAAUAGUAUGAAAACAAAAACCUCACUAAAAAAAAUCUGGCUACUAAUUAACUCUUUUUUAAACCUGGCAAGUGUGUGUCCAGGGUUUCAAAACAUUUCAUUUUUUUAAAAUGUGCAAUUAGCUUUAUCUGUUUAUGCCUUAUUGGGCUGGUAUUAUUGAAGCAUCUCCCUCCUCCUCCUCUCCCCCCCCCCCCAAUCAUUGCAUUUAUUGAAAGCAUUACCUUAGGAUAGCGUUGAGGUUUCAUGAAUCCAGUCCAGCUUAUUUGUAUGUCUCUAUUUUCAAGCACUGUUUUAUUUCUUGUCUGGCCAACUUUCCUAGUCACAUUCCUGGAGAAUCAAUGUGAGACAGUGUUAAAAAAAACUUGUGUCUGCUGCUAUAGAGUGUUUCCUUGGCUGUUUUUUUUUUUUUUUUUUUUUUUUUGCAACAUUAGUAAGAUUUUGUGUAUGUGUGUAUAGGUCACAACAAUAGCCAUGUUUGAAAAUGUUGAUAAACAAAUCUUUUUUUUGUUUCGAUAAAGUUUUGUUAACAAUGGAAUGAUAUCAAUGGUAUAGAAAACAACUUGGAAGCAUGUCAGUCAUAACUUAAGGAAACCACUUUUUAAAUAUGUUUUUGUAUUCCCCAGCAGACUUCAGAAUGAAUGUGUGAUGGCUUCCCCUUACCUAAUGCUUCAAUUAGAUAUUUAAUUACUUAGAUAAUUUAUGUGCCAAACAAUAAGGUCACUGCCUGGGAGAGGAGAGGGUCUACUUGGCCAGAAAAAUACACCCUUCUUUCCUCAUAUAUUAGUACACUUUAUAGGUCAAUUUUUUAAAUAUUUUUUUUCACCUUGUUCCCAAUAGAUUUGUUGGAACAAUCGAGCCAUCUUUUCAACAAUGACAAUACACUCUCUUCUCACUCUCUUUCUUUUGUAAGGCUUCUUUUUCCUUUAGCUGAUAAUAUCAUUGGGUUACUUGAUGUGUUGUUUUUUUUUCCAUAAAUCUUUUUUAUUUUUUUGCAAGACAUCAAAUAACUUAGCAUGAAAACAUUUAUUUUCUGAGUCUUUAUCUCUGUCAAGGAUUUUUUUGUGCACCAUACAUUAUUAACAGCCUAAAUUUGAUUAUAAAAAAAAAAAUAUUAUUUUUUGUUAGAUUCUCUUACGUGAUUCAUAGUCUGUGAUGAGGUGGCAGUACUUUUUUAUAUUUCUUUCUCCUUUUAUUUUGCACAAAACUGAGGUGGAAACUUUGAGUUAUUUUUUGCAUGGCCUCAACUACACAUUUUAGUUUAUAUUUUAUAUCCGACUACACAUCAUAGUUUAUAUUUUAUAUCCAGUCUCAAUUAUUAAAGCCUUUAACUAGUAAUUUAAUUUUUGAAGCAACAUUUGCUACUCACAAGAUAGGAAACUAGAAAAAUAUAAGAGACCUUGCAACUACUCUUUGUUUUAGUACUGUAGUUGUUUCUUUACGUUGUGUGCUGGGCCCGAAGGCUUGAUUGUUAGAUGAUUAAUCUGAAAGAUUGUCAUGGUUAAAACAUGUUGCCUGCUAUUUAGUCACCCCAUUUAGUCUCUUCUUGGUGCAUAGUGUGGACCUUCUCAAGUGAUUCAGAACAAUUCCUUCAGAAAAUUUCUUCUUUUGAGUUAUAAAAAUACCAUCAACAAAGCUUUGAUUUUCAUUGUUUGAAACAUAGAUGGAAAAAAAAACAACAGAUUUGUGUGUUUGUAUCUUGCUACUUUAUGAAUCAAAAUAUCAAGGUAUUAUAGUAAGUUUUAAAAAUCUAAUCUACCACUUGUUCUUCUGAAGGACUAUACUUGAAUUAUUUCAAGGUGCUAUUAAUGAGAUUAUUUAUGUGUUAAUAGAUUAAAUAUGCAUGAGUUUGUUUAUUUGCUUUGUCCUUUAAAAGGACACUUGGAUGGGUUGCUACAGUCUUUCAAAAUGGUCCUUCAUUGUGCACUCUUAACUGAUCAGAAAUUUUAAAAAUAAAAAAAAAAAAAAAAACUUUGAUCUAAUUACUUGAAUAAGUAUCUCAUUGUACUGUCUCUGCCAAGGCCUGUAUUGAUACCAAAAAGUUAUCUUGAUAAGACUGCUCUAGGCAUCACCAAUUUAAUAAAUAGAUGAAAGGUUGUCUAGAUAAGACUGCUCUAGGGAUCACCAAUUUAAAAAAACAUAGAUGAAUGGUAGCCUUGCACUUUGCCUUUUGUUUUCAAGAUUUUGUUGAAACUUAAAAUCAACAAAUUUAUCUACAAUUUAAAUCUGUGUGAAGGCUAGUGUUGACAUGCCAACUCAGAUUUGGCUUAAAGAUAUACUUUACAUAUUCUAGUUCUCAAGAAAAACCCAGAUAAAAAAGAAAAAGCAUUGCUUGUCCAUAUUUUUAUAUAUGUAUUUUAGAUGAAUGGUAGCCUUGCACUUUGCCUUUUGUUUUCAAGAUUUUGUUGAAACUUAAAAUCAACAAAUUUAUCUACAAUUUAAAUCUGUGUGAAGGCUAGUGUUGACAUGCCAACUCAGAUUUGGCUUAAAGAUAUACUUUACAUAUUCUAGUUCUCAAGAAAAACCCAGAUAAAAAAGAAAAAGCAUUGCUUGUCCAUAUUUUUCCACAUUGCCAUUUUUUGAAAUUCCCAGGUUUCCAGGGGCAGAGAAUGCUGUCUUAAAUAAUUUUCUUAAGUACUGGUGUCUGCUGCAUUUGCCAUGUUUACUAUUUGUUUGUUUACUAUAUGUUUACUAUUUUGUUGUUUUGAUAUUUCACUGAUCAGAUAUUGUCACCAUGACGAACCACAUUCACAUUUGUAUUCAAUGUUAUUUAUACUGGUACGUGUUGCUUCUCAUAUGUCCAAGUCUGCAUGGUUGACAAGUGUCUGGUACAUGAGAAAAUGUAUGAAAUGUACAACUGUGCUGCAUGUGAAGGCUUUGAAUCACACCAGUGAUCUAGAGGCAUGGACAAGAUAGUAACUUCAUCACAGCUUUGUACAAGAGAGCUGUCAAUAUCCAACUUUUGUUUUUAAAAAUAAUGACUUUCACAGUGUUAGAAUUUAUGAGAAAACAAUAUCUCUCCUUCCUACCAAAAUAAGAAUUUUUUUGUAGCUGAGAAGAAUCAGAGGACUGAAUCCAUGCUUGACGCAUUAAAAAAAAAUGUAUUAUAAGAUUAUUUUGUGAAUGUUGCAAGUAAAAAAACCUCUAAUUGACUGUUUAUAUUACGAUGACGAAACAUUAUUUUUAUGUGGAUUAAAAUAGCUUUUAAAUGUUUAAAUGGCCUAAAAAAUAAAAAUGCAAAAUACACCUCCAUCUUUAUUAAGGAAUUUUGUUAAGUAGAUGACCAAAGUAAAUUAGUAUUAAGAUACUACUGUGAUUAGUAUAAGCUAUACAUGUAGCAUUGAAUUACAUGAUGUACCUCAUGAAAUCAAUGUUGAUUUUCUGUCUGCGCAUAUUUAAAUAAUGGUACAUAAUAGUUGUUAACUUUCUUCUUUCUGUAUUCUUGUUUAAGUAUAGGAAACUUUAGACUGAAUUACCAAAAAUCUGUUGGGAAAUCCUCAAAUGUGACUCAACUUGACUCAGUAAUUUUCUUUAUGAUGUAAAAUUUUAGUCAGACAAAUUAUUUAUUCUUGAUUUUAUUUACUUUGGUAUAAAAGUUUCAAGUCUUUAUUAUUUAGGUGGACAGAUUUUUUUUUUACAAACUUGUUAAUAUUAUGUUUGUGAUUUUAAAAAAAUAAUGACAUGUAUUAGCAGGGCUGGCAUUAUGCAGAUUUUACCGAUUGCUCCAAAUUGGGCCCCAAGCUUGGCAGGGGACCCUCAGAUUACAUUUACACUAUCAGGCAUGGCUCUUGCCCCAGCUUUUAUAGGUGUAGAACGUAAAAGGUUGACAUAUUUAGUGUAUCGUAGGAUUGACGUAACUUUAAUGAACCCACUGGCCCUGUUACAUUUGAGUUACUUCCUAUGCAUGUUGUAUAAUUAAUGCUGAUAAAAUUAUCUAAUUAAUAGUAAUAGUAAUAUUGCAAAAAUAAAAAAUUAGAAGAGGGGCGUCGCAAACAUCCAUUAAAUUGGGCCCUGCAAUUUGUAAGGCCGGCCCUGGUAUUUAGUAGCCUAUUGUUAAAUGAGGAUAGUUUUUUUUUGUUUGGUAUUGUAGGGUGUCAAAUUAGUUCUGUAGACCAGAUUUCAAUAUAAAUGGAGAGGGCUAGAGAAGGAGGUUUAUUCCAACGUUUUGGUGUAUGAAUGUUGGCAAAAAUGGAUUGAACUUUUACUGUGAACUAAAUUAAUUUUGGUCAUAUGGAAUGUGUGUGAAGCUUGGAGACUAUUUUAAGAAUUAGGGUGGAAGCAUAGACUAGCAAAGUGUUGACUCUAAUACUAGUACUGGUGUGGUGUGUGCUGUGACAUUUUAUUAUUUUGAGACAUUGUCAGGGGAGGGGUUAUUAUUUUCUAGUAUUAGUUUCAGUUCUGACACCAAAUGUUAUACCUGCUUGCAGCCACACACACACACAAAAUUAACCUGUUGUUGUUUUGUUUUCCAUUGAAGACAUUCUCUCUUGUUCUCAUGUUGUAUACCAUUAAAAUGUAUGAUGAUACUUGCUUG